Molecule: messenger RNA, 2450 nt
Organism: Anolis carolinensis (green anole)
Lineage: Eukaryota; Metazoa; Chordata; Lepidosauria; Squamata; Anolidae
Product: zinc finger and SCAN domain-containing protein 2
Exons: 6
Coding region: 187-1821 (544 amino acids)
Biological process (GO): regulation of transcription by RNA polymerase II
Cellular component (GO): nucleoplasm
Molecular function (GO): DNA-binding transcription repressor activity, RNA polymerase II-specific; RNA polymerase II cis-regulatory region sequence-specific DNA binding
Source: RefSeq, a predicted model, not a curated record
GGAAGCGGCUUUCUUCGUCCUCCGAGGGGGGGGAGGAGUUCCGCUUCCGGAAGGGAGUUAUUCCUCUGAGGGAAGGAGCUGCAGGCCCCACCAGUUCUCCCAGUCCUCCCUCUUUGAAUAUCAUCUGAGAGAUGAGGUAGACACAUCUUCAUCCAGUUUGAGGCAACCUAGAAGCGCAGAACAAAGAUGGAAGGGCAAGAGCCAGCUGCCGCCCAGUUGAAAGUAUUUUCUGCUGCUGUUGAGGCAGAGAACAACAGAGCAUUGCGGGAGGACCCUUGGGGGAAAGACCAGGAGAGCAGCGUCCUCCACUCAGAUCUUCAGUGCCAGGACUUCCGACAUUUCCGCUAUGAGGAGGCCUUGGGGCCCCGAGAGGUUUGCAGCCGCCUCCACUCUCUCUGCCGCCUGUGGUUGAAGCCUGAGGAACAUACAAAGGCGGAGAUGCUGGACCUGGUGCUCCUGGAGCAGUUCCUGGCCGUCCUUCCUGCGGAGAUGGAGCGCUGGGUGAGGGAAUGUGGGGCAGAGACCAGUUCCCAGGCCGUGGCUUUGGCUGAAGGAUUCCUCCUGAGUCAGGAAGAGGAGAGGAAGAGGGAGAAGCCCCAGGUGCAGGACUCUUUUGCAGAUGAGACCAGUCAGGUGGAGGAGUCUCUUUCGCACAUUUGGCUCGUCCAUAUUGGAGAAGGAGAAUAUAUCAUAGCUGGCAGUGAAACAUGGCCAAGCGAUAGUAGCACAACUUUUCGCAAUUCUUUCCUAAGAAGAGAUUCUGUGGGACCAGAUCAGGUGACGUUUGAAGAUGUGUCUGUGGAUUUCUCAGAGGACGAGUGGGCCCUCUUGGAUCUGAACCAAAAAGCCUUGCACCAACAGAUCAUGGAAGAGAAUUUAGGGAUUGUAACAACUCUGGAGGAGACACAAUUUAAAUAUUUGGAAGAUGGAAUUAAUUUCAAUAGUAAGGAAGCACUCUCCUCUGAAGAAACUUAUACAUGGGAUAAACCAUUUAAAUGCUUGGCGUGUGGAAAGAGCUUCCGUCACAUGAACCUUCUUAUUCGUCAUCGGGCAACUCACACAGGAGAGAAAUCAUUCAAAUGCUUGGAAUGUGGAAAGAACUUCUGUCAGAAGGCACACCUUGUUCGUCAUCAGGCAAUUCAUACAGGAGAAAAGCCGUUUAAAUGUUUGGAGUGUGGAAAAAGUUUCUCUCGGAAGUUAGGCCUUGUUCAUCAUCAGGCAACUCACACAGCAGAGAGACCAUAUAAAUGCUUGCAAUGUGAAAAGAGCUACAGUCACAAGGGAAGUCUUGUUUAUCAUCAGAAAACUCACAAAGAAUUGAAGCUAUUUGAAUGUUUGGAGUGUGGAAAGAGCUUCAGUCGGAACUCGCACCUUGUUUGUCACCAGGCAAUUCACACAGGAGAGAAGCCGUUUAAAUGCUUGCAGUGUGAAAAGAGCUUCAGUCAAAAGGCAAACCUUAUUACUCAUCAGGCAACGCACACAGGAGAGAAGCCAUUUCAAUGCUUGCAGUGUGAAAAGAGCUUUAGUCGCAAGCACAUCCUUAUUAGUCAUCAGGCAACUCACACAGGAGAGAAGCAGUUUAAAUGCUUGCAGUGUGAAAAGAGCUUCAGUGACAAGCACAUCCUCAUUCGUCAUCAGGCAACUCACACAGGAGAGAAGCCAUUUGAAUGCCCAGAGUGUGGAAAGAGCUUCAGUCGGAAUUCACACCUUGUUUGCCAUCAGGCAACUCACACAGGAGAGAAGCCAUUUAAAUGCUUGCAGUGUGAAAAGAGCUUCAGCCAGAAGGGAAACCUUAUUAGUCAUCAGGCAACUCACACGUGAGUAAAGCCAUUUCAAUAUCUGGAAUGUGAGAAGAGCUUCAGUCAAAAGACAAGUCUUAUUUUUCAUCAGAAAACUCAUAUAGGAGAGAGACCAUUUAAAUACUUGGAAUGGGAAAGAGCUUCAGAUACAAGUCACACCUUGUAUCAGGCAACUCACAGCAGAUUAAAACCAGAAUGAGGAAAGAGCUGCAGUUGAAAUACAAGCCUACUUUUUUCAUUGUCAACCCACACUGAAGAAAUGGGGGUCAUGGCAAGUUCCCUUGUCAGAGGGGGUGCGUGGGGGCAUGAAUCUUUGUCAUACAAACACUGAGUUAAAAAGCCAUGGAUUUUGGGGAAAAUAAUAACCUGACCAAUUUUCUAUGAUAAAAUAUUUAAUUAAGUGUAAAUGGUAAUAUUUUGAGCUAAAUCAAUGAUAUUUCAGUUUUUUAUCCAUUCAUGCAUAUUGGUUACUGCAUAUAUUUCCUUUCAUAUAUAUUCAGGGUUAAAAUGCAUUUCAUUGAGAAGUUUGAUGAGAAGUGUGGUAAUGGGUUCGAUUAAUGACUAACUCCCCUUUGUAUCAUGUAAUUCUAUGUAUGUGGGACUGGGUUUUCUUUUGUGAAAUAUCUAAUAAAGCAUAACUGAUAAAAUGUU